AAAAAAUGGAACCAGCCACUUAUUCUGGCAACCCAUCUGUUAACUAUCAUAUUUCCUCUCAUAACAAACAACCUGAUAUUUGCCAAGAGAAAUUACAUGAAGAACACGAACAAAAGAAACUAUCAAGAAAUGAUAAUGUUGUUACGAUAGGAAAUAUUGGAAUUAUUAGCAAACAACUCCAACAACAAGAAGAUUCUACUUUAUGCGCAGAAGAGAAGAAUUGUAUGAAGAACACUUUAUGGAGACGUAUGGGUCCAUCAGUUGGUCGUGUUGGGAAAGGAAACAAUCUUGUCUCUCCAAAAACUUUAAAAUGUUCUGUCUAUCAAAAAAAAGAUAUAGAUUCUGAGAAAAAUCCUAAGAUCAACCCAUCAUAUAUCAACCGUAUAGUUCAUAAACGUAGAAAACUUCGACAAAUAAGACAUGUCGAUAAUAAUUCAUUUUUAAACCAUAUUAGACGUCUACCGAGACAGAAUACGACCGAUCCAUAUGAAGUCCAAUUUUUUCAUGGUUCCAAUUUCUACUGAAAGUGAUUACGUUCGCUUUCGUUACUUCGUUUAUUCAAAUAAUUUCGAAAUCGUUAUUUCUAAUUUAUGAAUUUCAUUAUAUGACAAAAUCGAAUUUUAUGACGAAAUAUUUCAUUGACAAUCUCGGAGUUAAUGAAUUUACCGAUUUUCCAUUUUUAAAAAUUAGUCGUACAACAUAAUAAUGUAUAAAUAAAUAAUAUGAAUUUUUAUUAUGUUAUUAAUUAAGCAAGCAAAUCU
Messenger RNA from Rhizophagus irregularis DAOM 181602=DAOM 197198, 761 nucleotides. RefSeq lists its product as uncharacterized. The record is from RefSeq and is a predicted model, not a curated record. Lineage: Eukaryota; Fungi; Glomeromycota; Glomeromycetes; Glomerales; Glomeraceae.